CUCACCUUCUUCUCAUUCUUAACCCUCUUUUUUUUCUUUCAUCCCUCUCUCUAGCUUCUAUAUAUAGUCCCCACACACACAGAGACACAAAACCCACAAAAAUGGAAGACACCAAAUCCAGGUUCAAGAGGAUUUGCGUUUUCUGUGGCAGCAGUUCAGGAAAAAAACCUACCUAUCAAGAAGCUGCUGUUCAACUCGGCAAGGAACUGGUGGAGAGAAGGAUUGAUUUGGUGUAUGGAGGUGGCAGCGUGGGGCUGAUGGGUCUCGUUUCUCAGGCUGUUCAUGAUGGUGGGCGCCAUGUUCUAGGGGUUAUCCCAACAAGUCUUAUGCCAAGAGAGAUAACAGGUGAACCUAUCGGGGAAGUGAGAGCCGUAUCUAAUAUGCACCAAAGGAAAGCUGAGAUGGCUCGUCAAGCCGAUGCCUUUAUUGCCCUCCCAGGAGGAUAUGGAACCCUUGAAGAAUUGCUGGAAGUCAUUACAUGGGCUCAGCUUGGGAUUCACAGCAAACCCGUGGGGCUUUUGAAUGUGGAUGGAUUUUACAAUUCCUUGUUGUCUUUUAUUGACAAAGCCGUUGAUGAAGGCUUUAUAUCUCCCAAGGCACGACGCAUUAUCGUGUCAGCACCCACAGCCAAAGAAUUGAUGGUAGAACUAGAGGAACAUGUCCCUGAGCAAGAUGAGUUUGCAUCCAAGUUGGUGUGGGAGGAAAGACUAAAUUUCGUGACUGAAUCAGAAGUGGCCAUGUGAUGUGAUCAAUCCU
Molecule: messenger RNA, 756 nt
Organism: Vigna unguiculata (cowpea)
Lineage: Eukaryota; Viridiplantae; Streptophyta; Magnoliopsida; Fabales; Fabaceae
Product: cytokinin riboside 5'-monophosphate phosphoribohydrolase LOG7-like
Biological process (GO): cytokinin biosynthetic process
Cellular component (GO): cytosol; nucleus
Molecular function (GO): hydrolase activity, hydrolyzing N-glycosyl compounds
Source: RefSeq, a predicted model, not a curated record